Patella vulgata (common limpet) is the source of this 3632-nucleotide messenger RNA. RefSeq lists its product as uncharacterized. Gene Ontology annotation, biological process: 5-phosphoribose 1-diphosphate biosynthetic process; purine nucleotide biosynthetic process. The record is from RefSeq and is a predicted model, not a curated record. Gene Ontology annotation, cellular component: ribose phosphate diphosphokinase complex; cytoplasm. The transcript is spliced from 8 exons. Gene Ontology annotation, molecular function: ribose phosphate diphosphokinase activity; magnesium ion binding. Bases 84 to 1109 code for a protein of 341 amino acids. Lineage: Eukaryota; Metazoa; Mollusca; Gastropoda; Patellidae.
UCAGUCUACUGGACUUGUUGUUUGUAAACAAACUAUCCGGGCGGUGACUUCGUGUUUCUAGUAGGCCUACUUAAUUCUUCAAUAUGAACGAAUGUCCUGUACUGCUCUAUGCGCACCCUUCAAUGAAGGAGGUUGCUAAACAAAUUGUAUUGAAAUGUCAAGGACAUUGGAGUGAUUCGCAGACAAAACGAAUGAAAAUUGAGAGAUCGAUAGCCCGGUAUGAUCCUCGAAGUGUUGAAUAUGUAGAGAAUAUACAAUGGGAAAAGUUCAACGAUGGAUUUCCUAAUCUCUUUAUUCAAGAUGUCAGACGAAUGGCCGGAAAAGAUGUCAUUUUGAUUGGUAGUUUUCACAACCCAGAAAUAAUCUUUGAACAGAUUUCUAUACUAUAUGCCAUGCCAAGAUAUUUAGCGAAAUCUUUUCAUUUCAUCCUUCCAUAUUUUCCUACGGGUACGAUGGAGAGAGUUGAUAAAGAAGGUCAAAUAGCCACAGCAAUGACUCUAGCUAAGAUGUUAUCUAAUAUUCCACUAACAACAAAAGGACCAGCACAGAUAAUGAUACUCGAUAUACAUUCCUUAUCAGAACGAUUUUAUUUCUCAGAAAACGUUAUUCCAAGAUUAGAAACAGCUGUACCUCUGUUGAAGAAAGUUUUAGAAAAUAGAAAAGAUUUAACAAUAGCAUUUCCUGAUGAUGGGGCCCACAAACGAUUUCAUUCACAGUUUCCAGAUAAAGAUUUGAUUAUUUGCAAUAAAAUAAGAGAUCAGGAUAAAAGAAUUGUUCAAGUGAAAGAAGGUAAUCCUGCAGGUAAACAUGUUGUUAUUGUUGAUGAUUUGGUACAAACAGGUGGAACUCUAAUAGAAUGUGGCAAGGCAUUAUUAGAAAAAGGAGCAACAGGGGUCAGCGCUUAUGUCACUCAUGCUGUAUUUCCCAAAGAUUCGUGGAAAAAGUUUACCAAAAGUAACAGUGAGGAGGGAAAGGUUCAGUUUGAAUCGUUCUGGAUAACAGACUCGAUACCACAUGCAUCAGAGAUAGCCAAACAUGAACCCUUUCAAUUAUUAUCUAUAUGUGAUAUCAUAGCAGAAUCGUUGCUAGGUUACGAUUUGUUACCAUAAAUUCGCCAUAUCUAUAUGUGAUGUCAUAGCACUCAUUGCUAGGUUAGGAUUUGUUACCAUAAAUUCACUAUUAAUUAUUAUUUAUAUGUGAUGUCAUAGCAAUCUUUGAUAGGUUACGCUUUUUUUACAAUAAAUUCACCAUUAAUUAUUACCUAUUGUUGCUAGGUUAAGAUUUGUUACCAUAAAUUCACCAUCAAUUUUUAUCUAUAUGUGAUGUCAAACCAGAAUGGUUGCUGGGUUAUGAUUUAUUACCAUAAGUUUGCUAUUAUUGCUUUUUUUUUUUAAUUUAAGACCAAGAACUCUGUUUCGAAUUAAUUAAUUUAAGACCAAGAACUCUAAUUAAUUAAUUUAAGACAUAGAUACAUUUUAGGGUGCUUCAUCUAAUCCAUCUAUGGUAAAGAAUCAGUUUUUACUGCUAAUCAGUUUCUAAUAUGAACUGAAAACUUGUCAGGUUUGAAGCGGUGGAUUUACAUGUACUAGCCGUUUGAUUUUACCGGUGCCAAAUGAAUCGUUGCCAAAAUUUGCCUAGUGUGUCCGCUGUCAUUUGGCCGAAUUAUAUUUGCCUAGUGUAUCCACAUCGCCGAAGCAUUCGAGAAGUCACAUUAUUGUUCGAAGACAUGGUCGCUGCCAUGUUUAAUCAUGUGAAGUCGACUGGUGUCCACUCAUUCGGCUGCAGUUCUCGGCACCGAUUCGAAGACAUGGUCGCUGCCAUGUUUAAUCAUGUGACGUCGACUGGUGUCCACUCAUUCGGCUGCAAUUCUCGGCACCGAUUCAUUCAGCCGAAUCAUUCACCUAGUGUGAUUUCAAUGUUGAAGACUUUGGAUGAUAUUGAGUUAGCUACUUUAAAACCAAACAAACUUUUACUGCAUUUAAAUCAAACUUGAAAAUUUUCUAUUAAAGGAUAUUAAGAUUAUUAUUUAGUUAAUUUGUGUUGAGUCAUUUGAUGUGUGUUUUCACUUAGAGCAUGUCUCUAUGGCAGGGACGGACUUGGGGAGGUGGGGCGGUGGCUUGUCCAGAAGGGUUUCCUCCCCAAAUGGUGCAAUAAAAAAUUGUUGUGAAGCAUAGCCAGUUCGUGAAAAACGACAUAGGUUUAAGACUAAAAAGGGCCCAGAAACUCUGGGGUGUUGAAUGGUCGAUUGGUUAGCACAUGUGCGCUGUUUCAUGAGGUCUGCCAUUGAGUCAACUGGCAUGGAUUUGAUUCCCCGGUCGAACGUGACAAGGAGUAGUGUCGUGGGUUUUCUCCGGGUACUCCGGUUUCCACCCACUGCUAUAAGACCCCUACGCGCAAGCGAAUUAUUGAAAUAAAAUUGAACCACGUGUUAGUCCUGAAAUGACCUAGUUUGUGUCGAGUGGACAUAAUAGCCCAUCUCUCAUACUCCCAGUCCUUCCCUGUCUGAUGUGACAUAGAUUAGGGUUCCGCGAUCAUAACAAGUGUAUCUAGAUUUCUGAUCACCUAUAUCACAGAUGAUCACUCAUUCCAUUGUAUCAACUAAAAACUUUUAAACUUAUAUUAUGCAAGAGCUAAAUCUGUCUAUUGCAGGUCUUUCUUUAGGCCUGAAUUGUUCUCUAAAUUAUUAUAAUUAGACAUUAAUUAACUUAUCCAGGCCAUAAUCAACUCUUGAUGGCAUCGGAUUUCUCCGAUAUUAAAUAGAUUGAAACAGUUCAGCCAUAUUUUGAUUUAAGCUAAAAAUGGAGAAGCGAGAUUUGGCUUCGAACAACCAGUACGUUGGUUGAAAUUAUUACACACGUCUUGUCAAGCCUUCAAAGGCUAAUAUCUUCGCUCGCAAUAGAGUAAUUUGAAAGAAAUUUUCAAAUUAUUCAUUUGACAUUAUCUAAUUUCGAACUAUUAUAGCAAGAAUGGCUAGCUCUUUAUCUAAAGCUUACAUAAUUUAUCUUGAAAUGAGUUUAAUCUAAGGGAUAGCUUAUUCUCUGAACGGAGUUGAAUCAUGCUGAGACUGAUAGAUAUAAGUGAUAUUUAAUUCUCAGAACAGAGUUGAAUCGUGCGGAGACUGAUAGAUCUAAGAUAGUUAAUUCUCUGAACAUAGUUGAAUCAUGUUGAUAGUGAUAGAUCUAAGUGAUAGUUAUAUCUCAGAACAGAGUUGAAUCAUGUUGAGACAGAUAGAAUAAACCAUAAGAUUUUGAAAUUAAUUCAAACCUCUUUGGUAACCAAUGUAGGUCUACUGAAAUGACGAAGCCUUAGGCACUUUUUAAAGUGCAUCACCUGCAAGAGGAAGAACAAGAUAAGUAUUGCUUACGGACCAGUUCCUCUUCAUUAUUCAUCAUUGUCACAUUUUCAGUAUUUAUAUAUGUAUUAAUAUAAGUUAACAGGGUUGUUUUAUAUAAGUCAAUAGGGUUGUACAAUAAGUUGUUUUAUAUAAGUCAACAGGGUUGUACAAUAAGUUGUUUUAUAUAAGUCAACAGGGUUGUACAAUAAGUUGUUUUAUAUAAGUCAAUAGGGUUGUACAAAAAGUUGUUUUGUUAUGUUUAGAUGAAGUCAUUGUUAAAAUAAAAUCUUUAGUAAAA